AUGAUGGAGAACUCUGCCGCUUAUGUCUACAGCCAGAGCGACGAGUCCGACAUGUUGGCCAUCGAAUAUCUCGCAACGGAGCGCAGAUUUAAUAAAACGCUUGACUACGCAUGGACGAAGGCAGUUAAUAACCGAAAAAAUGACCCGCGGCUGAGCAAAGUCCCAGUGCCCCCGGGGCUCAAAGAAGAACACGUGUUGGCCAUAAUUGCCUAUACGCUUGAGACUGAAUUGUAUAGACAGUUAAACGCGGCACUGAGGUUGUUCGGGGCCAACGACUGGGUGUACGCGAAGGAAUUUCCCUUCAAAAGUUUCCAGUACCUUCUAUCCGUUGCCCUCGAGAGACUGAGAGAGGACUUGGGUAAACCACCCCAGCCGACAUACAGAAGAAUGACAAUAAGGUCCAUUGGUAAGGUGGGAGAUAGAAUAAAAUUUGGCAGUUUUGUUUCGUCCUCUCGCAGCAAAGAGCACGAUGAAUUUGGCAAGGAAACAAUAUUUACAAUUUCCUCUCAGUACGGUGCCCAGAUACAAAAUUACUCGGCUAUCCCCAAUGAGGAAGAGGUUCUGAUUCCGCCAUAUGAAGCGUUUAUAAUCACGAGUUACGAACAGCGUCCCGACGGUGUUAAUAUUUCUGUUCAAACGGACGGGAAGGCUGGGAUCCCGGUGAGGGUGGAGAGGGGCAGUAAAGACGAGAUGAUUGUGCUGCGGUGUGAGGAGACCGCCAUUUCCCCAAUAGCGUGGCUGUCCAUCCUGGCGCUGUUGGUUCACAUUUCGCUGUAA
This is a messenger RNA of Hypanus sabinus (Atlantic stingray), 777 nucleotides long. Its product is annotated as erythroblast NAD(P)(+)--arginine ADP-ribosyltransferase-like. The record is from RefSeq and is a predicted model, not a curated record. The transcript has a single exon. Gene Ontology annotation, molecular function: NAD+ poly-ADP-ribosyltransferase activity; NAD+-protein-arginine ADP-ribosyltransferase activity. Bases 1 to 777 code for a protein of 258 amino acids. Lineage: Eukaryota; Metazoa; Chordata; Chondrichthyes; Myliobatiformes; Dasyatidae.